Messenger RNA from Teleopsis dalmanni, 480 nucleotides. RefSeq names its product 26S proteasome regulatory subunit 8-like. The transcript has 2 exons. Gene Ontology annotation, molecular function: proteasome-activating activity. Gene Ontology annotation, cellular component: proteasome regulatory particle, base subcomplex. The record is from RefSeq and is a predicted model, not a curated record. NCBI's taxonomy places the organism in Eukaryota, Metazoa, Arthropoda, Insecta, Diptera, Diopsidae. The coding region runs from base 1 to 480 and encodes 159 amino acids. Gene Ontology annotation, biological process: proteasome-mediated ubiquitin-dependent protein catabolic process.
AUGCUUAAGGGAACCACCCCCGCUAUUUCUCCACCCAUGGAUAAAGCCCCAAAGGUGGUUCAGGGUGAAGAAACCAUCCAGUCAUCAUCGGCUCCGGCAACAUCCUCUAUGGACAGUUGCCCAACAGUGACUAUUUCUGAGAAAGAGGAACUAGACACACGCCCAUCCACUAGCAAGGCUGUUAGCACUGCUAAUGGGCAUGCUGUUCAGAUUCCCACCUUAGGAAAAACUCGUUUAGAUAUUCUCAAAAUUCAUUCGCGUAAAAUUAACUUGACCCGCUGCAUUAAUUUGCGUAAAGCAUCUGAACUUAUAUCGGGAACUUCUGGUGCAGAAGUUAAAAGCGUUUGUAUAGAAGCUGGUAUGUACGCAUUGUGUAAGCGUUGUGCGCAUGUUACUCAAGAAGAUUUUGAAAUGACUGUCGCUAAAGUUAUGCAGAAGGAUUCAGAUAAGAACAUGUCCAUUAAGAAAUUAUGGAAGUAA